Molecule: messenger RNA, 1299 nt
Organism: Pelmatolapia mariae (spotted tilapia)
Lineage: Eukaryota; Metazoa; Chordata; Actinopteri; Cichliformes; Cichlidae
Product: N-lysine methyltransferase SMYD2-like
Exons: 12
Coding region: 1-1299 (432 amino acids)
Cellular component (GO): nucleus
Molecular function (GO): protein binding
Source: RefSeq, a predicted model, not a curated record
AUGACCGGCAGCAUCGAAGGACUGGAGAGGUUUGACAGCCCGGGGAAGGGACGAGGGCUCCGGGUAACCAGACCAUUUGAGGUUGGAGAGCUCCUGUUUUCCUGCCCUGCCUACUCCCACGUGCUGUCAGUGAAAGAGAGAGGCUGCUACUGCGAGUUCUGCUUCACCAGGACACAGCAUUUGGCAAGAUGUGGGAAGUGCAAGAAAGCCUUCUACUGCAAUGUGAAAUGUCAGAAAGGGGACUGGGCCAUGCACAAGCUGGAGUGUUCAGCAAUGGUUGCUUUUGGAGAGAACUGGUGCCCGUCAGAGAUAUCCAGGCUGGUGGCGCGAAUCCUUGCAAAGAAGAAAAUGCAGAAAGAACGAUGUGUUUGUGAGAAGAUGUUGCUCAUAGGAGAGAUGCAAUCACACACAGAGGACGAAGAUAAUGAGAAAAGAGAGAUGACCCAGGCAGACAUUGCCAGAUUGCAUCGCUUUUACUCCAAACAUUUGGAUGUGCCGGACCACAAAGAACUACUCACGCUCUUCUCCCAGGUUGCCUGCAAUGGUUUCACUAUAGAGGAUGAUGAACUUUCCCACUUGGGUACUGCAGUCUAUCCAGACAUGGCCCUGAUAAACCACAGCUGCCUUCCCAGCGUCAUAGUCACGUACAAAGGGACAUCAGCUGAAGUUCGGGCGGUGCAGGACAUGAAACCUGGAGAUGAAGUGCUUAUCAGCUACAUAGACCUCCUCUACCCAACAGAUGACCGCAACAACAGGCUGAGAGAGUCCUAUUACUUUAUCUGUGACUGCCAGGAAUGUAAAAGCAAGUCAAAGGACAAGGCAAAGUUAAAAGUACGUAAGCAGAGGGAUUCCAUUGAGCCAGAUGUCAUCAACAACAUGGUUCGCUACGCCCGGAAAACUAUCAAAGAGUUCCGGGAAUUCAAACACGCAAAGACCCCUAGUGAGUUGCUGGAGAUGUGCGAGCAGAGCCUGGAGGAAAUGGGAGCCGUGUUUGAUGACUCCAAUGUGUACAUGCUCCACAUGAUGUACCAAGCCAUGGGGAUUUGCAUGUACAUGCAAGAUCUAGAUGGAGCUAUCAGAUAUGGCGAGAAGCUUCUCAAACCUUACAGCCAUCUCUAUCCACCUUACUCACUUAAUGUGUCGUCCGUCUACCUGAAACUGGGUCGACUGUACUUGGGCCUAGAGAGGCAUUCAGCGUGCACCAGCGCUCUCAAGAAGGCAAUGGCUAUAAUGGAGGUGGCUCAUGGGAAGGAUCACUUUUACAUUGAAGAGCUGUGUAAAAUGAUAGCACAAAAAUAA